GCAGCUGUUGAUCCAAGGUGGGACGGUCACUCUGCAGACUGUUCUCCCGAGGCUGUGACGAACCAACGACACAUCUGACAGGUUCCUUCUUCAGUUUGAGACUCCUCAUUGUAAUCUGCCUAAUGCCUGUCUCUUUGGAUUCAGGUUUACAGCUAAUGAAUGGAUCCAAAUGGAUUCGUUUAAUGAGUUUCCAUGACUACAGAAGGAAGGAGACCAGGGUUCCCUCCAAGUUCAGGAGAACACCCAUGAUGCUGCCUCAGCACCUGAAGCAAAUCAGAGUCUUCAUGCUUAACGAAAAGGAGAAUUUAGAGAGAACUUUGUUCAGACUUGAACAAGGUUUUGAGCUCCAGUUCCGCCUUGGUCCAAGCCUUCAAGGAAGGAGAGUUAUAGUUCACACCAACUACCCACUUGAUGGACAGAAGUUCAUUCGAAACAACUUUCGUGUUUUAGCCUGGAACUACCCAACAGGAAGGGAGGAUGACUCUGAUAAGUACUGCUCCCUAGAGCUCAAGAUUGCUGGAUCCUACCAGUACUACUUUGGAUAUGCAGGUGUGGAGAGGUUAGGAGGAGGCUACAUUGUCGUUGAUCCUAUUCUUCGUGUUGGAGCAGACAACCAUGUCCUCCUGCUGGACUGUGUCACCAUCCAGACGUACUUGUCCAAAUGUCUGGGACGCUUUGAUGACUGGCCAGACAGACUGCGAGUAGCCAAGGAGUCAGGUUACAACAUGAUCCACUUCACUCCUCUGCAGACUUUGGGAGAGUCUAGGUCCUGUUACUCCUUAGCUGACCAGCUGACCUUUAACCCGGAGUUCAGUCCAGAGGGCAAGUGUUGCACCUGGGAAGAUGUGGGAAGACUGGUGGAAAAACUGAGGACGGAAUGGAAUAUGGUAUCAAUCACUGAUGUGGUGUAUAAUCACACUGCUGCAAACAGUGUGUGGAUAAAGGAACAUCCAGAGUGUGGCUAUAACCUGAUGAACUCUCCUCACCUGCGUCCUGCCUGGGUCUUGGACAGAGCUAUCUGGCAUUUAACCACUAGGGUAGCAGAUGGACGCUACAAAGAGAAGGGACUUCCUUCUGACAUUACCAACGAGAGCCACCUAAAUGCUCUCCGCAGGGUGUUUUGGGAGGACAUUUUUCCUCAAAUCAAACUUUGGGAGUUCUACCAGGUCAAUGUGGAAAAUGCUGUGGAGCAGUUCAGAAUCCUGCUGCAAAAUGGCACAAAGCCAGAUCACAGCAAGACUGAAGGAAAUAAAGGCUUAGAAAUCAUUCAAGACCUCCAGUACUGUCGCUAUGGCAACAGAGUGAACAUGGACUCAGCUUUGAAGACAUUUGUACCUCACAGCUCCUCUCCACAGCACGUAGAAGAGUGCUGUGCUUGGCUGAAACAGAAGUUGACUGAGAUGAAUGAAGAACAGUACCACAUCAUACACCAGCACCAGGAACAGGCAGUCAACUGCGUUGUGGGGAACAUAGUGUAUGAACGUCUAGCUGACCACGGUCCUAAACUGGGUCCUGUUACCAGGAAAGAUCCUCUUGUCACCAGGUAUUUCACCUUCCCCUUUGAGGAAAUGACUUUGGAGCAGGAGAUGGAGUUUUUAAACCAACCAGAUAAGAUGUGCCACUUCUUGGCUCACAACGGCUGGGUGAUGGGUGAUGAUCCUCUGCGCAACUUCGCUGAACCAGGAUCCAAUGUGUACCUGCGUCGGGAACUGAUCUGCUGGGGAGACAGUGUCAAACUCCGCUAUGGGAAAGGACCUGAGGAUUGCCCCUACCUCUGGGAUCACAUGCAGAAAUACACUGAAAUCACUGCCAAAUAUUUCCAUGGAGUCCGAUUGGACAACUGCCACUCUACGCCCUUGCAUGUUGCUGAGUUCAUGUUAGAUGCAGCCAGAGAGGUCAGACCCAACCUGUAUGUAAUAGCUGAGCUCUUUACAGGCAGUGAACUCAUAGACAAUCUGUUUGUUAACCGACUGGGAAUCAACAGCCUCAUAAGAGAGGCCAUGUCUGCUGGAGACAGCCAUGAAGAGGGCCGGCUGGUCUACCGUUAUGGUGGAGAGCCGGUCGGAGCCUUUGUUCAGCCCAGCCUGCGUCCUCUCAUGCCUGCUAUCGCUCACGCCAUGUUCUUGGAUGUGACCCAUGACAACGAGUGUCCCAUUCAGCUGCGGUCAGCUUUUGACUCAUUGCCCAGUUCUGCUAUCGUCUCCAUGGCCUGCUGUGCUACUGGCUCCACCAGAGGAUACGAUGAGAUGGUCCCACAUCAGAUAUCUGUGGUGAAGGAGGAGCGUUUUUAUCCCAAGUGGAAUCCUGCUUCAGCUCCCACCUCUGCUGGUGAAGUUAGCUUUCAGAGUGGUAUCAUUGCUGGGAAACUGGCUCUGAACAAGCUGCACCAGGAGCUGGCUGCCCAGGGCUUUUCACAGGUGUAUGUGGACCAGGUUGAUGCAGAUAUUGUUGCAGUUACUCGUCAUUGCCCCAGCACACAUCAGUCUGUGGUAACAGUGAGUAGGACAGCCUUCAAGAACCCCAAAACCCAUCAGUACAACAACAAUGUCCCACCUAUGUUCAUACCUGGCAAGAUUGAGGAAAUUGUACUGGAGGCAAGGACAGUGGAGAGAGAGGCUGGGAGUUACAAGAAAGAUGAGAAAUACAUCAACGGCAUGCCAGAAUACACAGUGGAAAUAAAAGAGCAUAUACCGAUGGAGGAGAGUGCAGUGGUGAAACCUGCUGGGGUGACCUCUAAAGGCCGCUCAGAGUUUGUGCAAGAAAUUCAGUUCCAGAAAUUGACCCCUGGUAGCAUCAUUGCCUUCAGAGUCAGUUUGGAUCCCAAAGCACAGAAGCUGGUGGGCGUGUUGAGGUUUUAUCUGUCUCAGUUCAGUCCAAAGUAUAGGAGGGGCAGUGUACCUGAUGAGAACCCACCAGAGGUGCUGCAGAAACCCCUUACGCAGUUAAUGUCUAAGCUGACACUAGCCGACAUGAACAUCUUGCUGUUUCGCUGCGAAGCAGAAGAACAAGAGGACGGUGGAGGCUGUUAUAGCAUCCCAGGCUGGGAAGGCCUGAAGUAUUCAGGACUACAAGGUCUGAUGUCUGUUUUGGCAGAUAUCCGUCCCACUAAUGACCUUGGCCAUCCUCUGUGUGCUAACCUCAGAGAAGGAGACUGGCUCAUAGACUUUGUCUCCAACAGGCUGAAGCACAGAGAUGGACCUCUGGCACAGGUGGGUCAGUGGUUGGGUGCCAUGUUUGACUACCUCAGGCACUUUCCUCGAUACCUCAUCCCUUGUUACUUUGACGCCAUCUUGGUGUCAACCUACACCACAGCUCUGGAUGCCACAUUCAAACUCAUGUCAAGCUUCAUUGAGAGAGGUUCCACAUUUGUCCGUCACCUGGCUCUCGGCUCGGUUCAGAUGUGUGGAGUUGGACGUUUCCCGGCUCUGCCUCCCAUUUCAACAAAAGUGCAGGAUGUCCCAUACCGCAUCAGCCCCAUCACUCAGGAAAAGGAGCAGUGCUGUGUCUCACUGGCAGCAGGUCUUCCUCAUUUUUCUGCUGGGAUUUUCCGUUGUUGGGGUAGAGAUACUUUCAUCGCUCUCAGAGGACUCAUGCUUAUAACAGGGAGACACACUGAGGCACGCAACAUCAUCCUGGCUUUUGCUGGAACCCUGCGUCACGGUUUGAUCCCCAACUUGCUGGGAGAGGGUCGCAAUGCCAGAUACAACUGCAGGGAUGCUGUGUGGUGGUGGCUGCAGUGCAUUCAGGACUAUACCAAUCUCGUUCCUGAGGGACAUGAAAUUCUGCGUUGCCCCGUCACCCGCAUGUACCCCACAGAUGACUGUGAGCCCUGCAAACCAGGGGAGGUGGAGCAGCCGUUGUAUGAUGUCAUCCAGGAGGCACUGCAGCGCCAUCUGGAGGGUAUUUCCUUCAGAGAGAGGAAUGCUGGACCCAAGAUAGACAGGAACAUGAGAGAUGAAGGGUUCAACGUGGUUGCUAAAGUGGACCCAGCAACAGGUUUUGUUACCGGAGGAAACCGCUUCAACUGUGGCACUUGGAUGGAUAAGAUGGGGGAGAGUGACAGAGCGAGGAACAAGGGGAUGCCUGCAACUCCAAGAGACGGCGCGGCGGUGGAGAUAGUUGGUCUGAGUAAAUCAGCAGUUCGUUGGCUUGUGGAACUGCGCUCUAAAGAACUGUUCCCCUAUGAUGGAGUUAAGGUGCACAGAGAUGGAACGGACCUGUUCAUCUUGUACACUGAGUGGAAUAACCAACUUCAGCAGUCCUUUGAAGUUGAAUUCUGGGUUUCUGGGGACCCACAGGACCCCAAUGAGAAGCACCCUGAUUUGGUGCAUAAAAAGGGAAUUUAUAAAGAUAGUUGUGGAGCUUCCAGUCCCUGGUGUGACUACCAGCUGAGGCCCAACUUCACUAUUGCAAUGGUGGUGGCUCCAGAGCUGUUCACAUUAGAAAGAGCAUGGAAGGCUUUGGAAAUAGCUGAGAAGAAACUCCUGGGACCACUGGGAAUGAAAACGCUUGACCCAGAUGACAUGGUAUAUUGUGGUGUUUACGACAAUGCACUGGACAACGACAACUACAACCUGGCCAAGGGCUUUAACUACCACCAAGGACCUGAGUGGCUGUGGCCUGUUGGCUAUUUUCUCCGUGCAAAGCUCUACUUUGCUAAGAAGUUAGGGGAGGAGACCUACUCCAAGACCGUCAUCCUAGUGAAAAAUGUUCUGUCUCGACAUUACACCCAUUUGGAGAGGUCUCCUUGGAAAGGCUUACCCGAGCUGACCAAUGAGAAUGGCCAGUAUUGCCCCUUCAGCUGUGAGACUCAGGCCUGGUCUCUGGCUACUGUGCUGGAGGUGCUCCAUGAUCUGUAGAGAUCCCAUGAAGCUGUGAGCCACUCCCCUCCUCUGACUCAUUUUCUGUCAUCACAAAACGUUCUUGUAGUAUCCCUAAAGAAUCCAAGGAUCAAUGACAUUGUCGGUUAAGUUUUCCAGAACAAGUAUUGUUAGGUAACCAGGUUAUUAUAUCAAAGCAUUUUAGGUUAAAGCCCUUUUUCUCUCUCUAUGGCCCUGUUUAAGGAAUCAACAAAAUGCCAUUUUGAUCCAGCUGAUCUCAACAUUUUAAAAAGUUUUCACUGGUUGACACAUUAAUAAAAAUUUGGACAGAGAUAAUACUGGAAAGCACCAGGGCUGUGUUGUACACAUACAGUUCAGACCAACACACACUAGACCAGCUGAUUAUUACUAGGCUUAAUUUAAUGAGGACUCAGGACCCAACAAAAAGGAACCAUUUUGGUUCCUUUUGAGGACCUGUACAUGUUCCUCAAAAGGAACAGUGUUCUAAGCUAUACUUAGCUGUACCUAGCAGUAGCUCUUCCGUUUUAGGACCUGGACUUGUUCCUAGAAAGAAACAGUGUUCCUAGCUGUACCUAGCUGUACCUAGCUAUACCUAGCUGUACCUAGCUGUACCUAGCUAUACCUAGCUGUACCUAGCUGUACCUAGCAGUAGCUCUUCCGUUUUAGGACCUGGACUUGUUCCUAGAAAGGAACAGUGUUUCUAGCUGUACCUAGCUGUACCUAGCUAUACCUAGCUGUACCUAGCUGUACCUAGCUGUACCUAGCUAUACCUAGCUGUACCUAGCUGUACCUAGCUAUACCUAGCUGUACCUAGCUGUACCUAGCAGUAGCUCUUCUGUUUUAGGACCUGGACUUCUUCCUAGAAAGGAACAGUGUUCCUAGCUGUACCUAGCAGUAGCUCUUCCGUUUUAGGACCUGGACUUGUUCCUAAAAAGGAACAGUGUUCCUUGUGUUCCUAACUUCAAUGAAUGUUGUUUACUCCUGAAUUCUUACUUUUGCUAUAUGUUCAGGAUGUUUCAUUGGACCGUGAUGGUUCUGACCUGAGACCUCCAUCAGAUCAGGUCAGCUGUUUGUGACUAAACACUGUGGAACUGGCUACUAUCUGCUAAUAAAGGAUCUAGAAUUAUCUUAAGUCUUCUAAUCUGGUAUGGAAGCUGUACUUUUUGUCUAAUUUCUGGUGUAUUUUAGGAAAAUAAUUUGAACAAAUUAAGUUGAAUUCAAACGUAAAUAGCCUGAGUAUAAAGAAAUCUAUACUUACUACCUGUUGUUUUCUGCCUUCAUGUUUUAUGAGAACUGUGAUUCUAUUGUUGAAUGUCCCAAUGGAGCUAGCUCAUGUUCUCUCCAUGUUCUUCCACACUGAGACGUUUUAAAAGGCUAAACUGUUGUGAUGUUAACAUGUCAGUACAUUUACACACUCUUCUGCUGUUGUGUGUCCACAUGCAGUGUCUAUUUCAUGUAGUUGUGUAGUACAUAUAACUUUUCUCUAAGUGACACAUUUAAACCACACUUGAUCUUAGACUACAUUCAAGGCUUUCUAUGGAGAACUGCUAGAUGAUAUUGAUGUAUACUACUGUUGCAUACAUCUGGUUGCUCAGUGUUGUUAACUGUAAACUAGAUAGACACAUGCUGAAUAAACUGUUACAAGAUUAAAAUGUGUGUAUUGAUAAUUACAGAUGGCUUUUUAAAUAUCUGACCUGCUGAAAGAAGGCAAAAGUCAAAGGUAGUGAUGGCCAAAUGAAGCCUCAUGAAGCAAUGAAGCUUCCCAGCCCUUUGCUUUGCCCAAAGGUUCAUGACUCACUAGUGACAUCUGCUGCUGAAACUGUGGCAGCCUUGUCACUCAGAUAGACAAACUUCAAAACAUUAGUAAAUGCAGUAUUUAACUGUAAUAUUGUUUAGUUAUUAAAAUGAUUUGUAGCCAAACUAAUCCUGGUAUAUGUUGGCCGUUGGUGGCUGUUUUCUUUCAUGUCACAGACAGAUUUGACAAUAAAGACAUUUGUUUUAUUGGGAGUGCAAUGCUUGUUGGGCCGUUCAGUAUUCUUAGUUUUGAUUUGCCUCCUGAAAAACUGAAAUUCUUCA
Poeciliopsis prolifica (blackstripe livebearer) is the source of this 6917-nucleotide messenger RNA. RefSeq names its product amylo-alpha-1, 6-glucosidase, 4-alpha-glucanotransferase a (gene agla). Bases 123 to 4859 code for a protein of 1578 amino acids. Lineage: Eukaryota; Metazoa; Chordata; Actinopteri; Cyprinodontiformes; Poeciliidae. The transcript has 37 exons. Gene Ontology annotation, biological process: glycogen catabolic process; glycogen biosynthetic process. The record is from RefSeq and is a predicted model, not a curated record. Gene Ontology annotation, molecular function: 4-alpha-glucanotransferase activity; amylo-alpha-1,6-glucosidase activity.